AUGAUCCCCAUAGCCACCUAUGCAGCAGAGGCUUGGUGCGAAAGGGCUAACAACUGCCACGCCAUCCGCAAGCUGCAGGCUACCCAAAGGAAACUCCUUAUUCGUAUCACCAGUGCGUUCCGCACCACCUCAAACAAAGCCCUACAGGUCUUGGCAGGAACCCUCCCCAUGGACCUCCUCGUGAAAGAAAAAGGCACCAUAUAUCUUGCCAAAUCGAAGGCGAUAUUACCUGACUUUAUUAUAACGAACGGGGCGGUGCCAGAGAGGCCGAUCCCAGUGGACAAGAAGCUCCACAUACGUAACAUCCACGCCAUAAAGGUGGUGGAGUACAAUUCAGCCCACCCGCAGCGGGUGUAUACCGACGGAUCUAAGAAUGAUGAUGGCACAGGGGCUGCCUUCGCCUACUUGAGCAACCAUAGGCUGACAUAUAGCCACAUUAAGAAGCUGCACCCCCUCUGCAGCAAUUUUCAAGCGGAAGUGCUCGCAAUUCUGUCUGCCAUCGAUUGGGCAGCAGCCUACUUCUACCGUGGGAACCUCCACAUCUGCACUGAUAGCAGGUCGGCAAUAGCCACACUGCAAGAUGUCAACAGCAGGCAUAGCCUAACAAACACGGUGUGGCGACACCUGGUAAAUAUCAAUAAAAGUGACAGAAAACUUACCAUCUCGUUCUCCUGGGUUAAAGCCCAUGCCGGUAUUAUCGGCAAUGAGGCGGCCGAUGCCCUAGCAAAAGAGGGUACAACAGCAGACAUUUCCUACUCCUACAACAGCAUUCCGAUGGCCAGCAUCAAGCACCACAUCAAGUCGUACUACUCGGCCCUCUGGCAGACCCGAUGA
Messenger RNA from Centruroides sculpturatus (bark scorpion), 834 nucleotides. RefSeq lists its product as uncharacterized. Bases 1 to 834 code for a protein of 277 amino acids. Gene Ontology annotation, biological process: DNA replication, removal of RNA primer. NCBI's taxonomy places the organism in Eukaryota, Metazoa, Arthropoda, Arachnida, Scorpiones, Buthidae. Gene Ontology annotation, molecular function: RNA-DNA hybrid ribonuclease activity; nucleic acid binding. The transcript has a single exon. The record is from RefSeq and is a predicted model, not a curated record.